This is a messenger RNA of Olea europaea var. sylvestris, 983 nucleotides long. RefSeq names its product HMG-Y-related protein B-like. Gene Ontology annotation, molecular function: double-stranded DNA binding; nucleosomal DNA binding. Gene Ontology annotation, cellular component: nucleolus; nucleosome; nucleus. Bases 169 to 792 code for a protein of 207 amino acids. Gene Ontology annotation, biological process: chromosome condensation; nucleosome assembly; negative regulation of DNA recombination. The transcript has 2 exons. Lineage: Eukaryota; Viridiplantae; Streptophyta; Magnoliopsida; Lamiales; Oleaceae. The record is from RefSeq and is a predicted model, not a curated record.
AGCUCUGAUCUGUUAACCUUUUUAAAUCCCUUCAUUUCACUGAUUUUUCUGCAACAAAUUUUCAUCAGCUCUACAGUUCUCUCCCCCUGAAAAUAUUUCUCUCUCAAAACUCUCUCUCUCUCGAUACAAUUCGAAAAUUUCUGUUUUGAGGUUUUUAGUUUUGUGGAUAUGGCGGCUGAAGAACACCAGACUAACGAUCCACUCCCUCCAAAUCAUGCUCAGCCACCGGCACCGGCUGUAGCUACGGGGGCAGCUCCUUCCACUUUGCCUCAGUACCCAGACUUGAUUAUGAAUGCAAUUGAUGCGUUGAAUGAUAAGAAUGGCUCAAACAAAUCAGCAAUUUCAAAGCACAUCGAGGCCACCUAUGGAAACCUCCCGCCGGCCCAUUCAACCCUGCUUUCUCAUCACCUGAACAAGAUGAAGGCCACUGGGCAGCUCCUUUUCGUCAAGAACAAUUACCUUAGGCCGGGCCCAGAUACUCCACCGCGCCGUGGCCGUGGCCGUCCCCCGAAGCCCAAGACACCUCUUCCACCCGGCACUGUUUUGCCGCCUCCUCGCCCCCGCGGACGCCCACCCAAAUCCCGGGAUCCCAAUGAUCCGCCUCCUCCUCCAAAGCCGAAAGCCGCCCCAAGCCCAGCAGCUUCUGGCAGGAAACGUGGGCGGCCGCCGAAGGCUACAAAAACCGGGGUUCCGCCGCCUUCUACCUCCGUUGGAGCAACAAGUGGGGUGCCAAGAGGCCGGGGAAGGCCACCGAAAGUGAAGCAAGCCGUGGCUACUCCGGUAGGGGCUUGAUUGCAACAAAACAAGUAGUUCAGGGGCUUCACUGCUAAUUGUUGUUUCUAUUUAUAAUUUAAUUUUUUAGUCCUUGUAGUUUGGGUUAAUUUUAAUUUAGGUUGUGAUUGAGAUUGGGAGACUUUGAUAAUGUUGUAACUUGUUGUAAAUUUAUGGAGCGGCAAUUGAUGCAAAAUGCUCGUUUUCUUUAA